Molecule: messenger RNA, 539 nt
Organism: Orycteropus afer afer
Lineage: Eukaryota; Metazoa; Chordata; Mammalia; Tubulidentata; Orycteropodidae
Gene: BLOC1S6
Product: biogenesis of lysosomal organelles complex 1 subunit 6
Biological process (GO): intracellular transport
Cellular component (GO): BLOC-1 complex; transport vesicle; extrinsic component of membrane
Source: RefSeq, a predicted model, not a curated record
CAGCGGCAGGGACAUGAGUGUCCCUGAGCCGCCUUCCCCGGACGGGGUCCUGACAGGGCUGCCCGACAGCUUGAGGGCCGGGGAUCCGACGCCGGAUUUAAGUGAUACUUCUCCAGAUGAAGGAUUGUUAGAGGCCUUGACUAUCGAAGACAAAGCUGUGGAACAACUGGCAGAAGGAUUGCUCUCUCACUAUUUGCCAGAUCUGCAGAGAUCCAAACAAGCCCUCCAGGAACUCACACAGAACCAAGUUGUACUAUUAGACACAUUGGAACAAGAGAUUUCAAAAUUUAAAGAAUGUCAUUCUAUGUUGGAUAUUAAUGCUUUGUUUACUGAAGCUAAACACUAUCAUACCAAGUUAGUGAAUAUAAGAAAAGAGAUGCUGAUGCUUCAUGAAAAGACAUCAAAGUUAAAAAAAAGAGCACUUAAACUGCAGCAGAAAAGGCAGAAAGAAGAGUUGGAAAGAGAGCAGCAACGAGAGAAGGAAUUUGAAAGAGAAAAACAGUUAACUGCCAAACCAGCAAAAAGGACAUGAAAAGUUG